AUGGCAUCAUUUUCUUCACAUAAUAUACUUCAUCAAAAAUUAUUUGAUGGAAAAACUAAAACAAUUUAUUCAAUUAUUGAUCAACCAAGUCUUAUUUGUAUUCAUCGAAAAGAUUAUCAUGAACCAUUAGGUUCAAGUUUAUGUAUUCCUGGUAGUCGUCGAUCUAGUAUUGAUAGUGCUGUUCGUCAAACUAAUCAACAACAACAACAGCAACAAAAUAAUCGUAAUAAUACUGAAAUUAACAGUAAAGGUUCAUUAGCAACAUCAAUAACUACAUGUGUCUAUGAAAUUUUACGUGAAGCAACUAUACCAACAUUUUAUGUUGCACCAUUUACUCAACCAGAUAUGUUUAUUGCAAAAAAAAUGUACAAUGAUACCAAUAUUAUGGAUUAUUCGUCGUUUAGCUAA
Adineta steineri is the source of this 408-nucleotide messenger RNA. NCBI's taxonomy places the organism in Eukaryota, Metazoa, Rotifera, Eurotatoria, Adinetida, Adinetidae. The record is from the annotation of a GenBank genome assembly.